CCAUGGAAACAGCUGGUAGCAGAAGCAGACAACAAUAUUUUUAUUAUCAUUUUCUUUCUAAAUUUGGUUGCCUUAUAUUAGAAUAAUAAAAGUGUCCUUCUGAAUUUGAUAUUUAUAUCACAAUGGUGAUGUGGAUUAAGAGUAAUGGCAAAUCUCAUUCAUUUGCUCCAAGACUUUAAUCCAGGGAAAUUUGUUGCAUAUCUAAGUCUUCUGAUAUUUGUUGCCUUACUUUCUCUGCGUCUUGAUGGAGUAUUGAAAACUGAUUACUGGGGUAUUUUUUCCCCAUUAUGGAUUAUGCAUGGAUUUGUUCUUUUUGGAGCUGGAAUAGGCACAAUUGCAUGGUGGAAGCAUCCUUCAAGCCAUGUGGAUCCUGAAUCUUACAUUCAGUUUAAAUCUAUGCUUGUUUCAUCAAGCCUUCACCUGCUCUUAGCCUUUUUUGAAAUUUUAGCCUGUGACAAACUCCAAACUUCAAGACACAUAUGGGUUUUGGUUUUUCUUCCAAUGUUGUUUUUAUCAAUUGUUUGCAUUGCAGUUUCAAUUUGGGCCCUGAAACAUGAGCGACCUUUUGAGGUGGAACUUUUUCUAGCUCUAAAUUUGCUUCAGUUGAUAUUCAUUCCACUAAAAUUGGAUGGCUUUAUCACAUGGCGAUGGGAAUUGGUUUUUAUACCCAUUUGGAUCAUUUAUGGAGCUGCGGUUAUUGGUGUCUCAUAUUCCAUACUAUUAGCAGCUUUAUUCUCUCGGUCGGUUAACAUCACCAACGACCAAAGACGAGCUUCUACCCAGGCUGCGUCAAGUUACGUUUUGUUGGUGAUCCCUAGCCUGAUUUCAGUGAUAUUGCUGGCUAAAAAAUUAGAUGGAGAUCUUCAGAUGCCAUAUUCUCUUGUCAACAUACCACUUCUGAUCGCCUUAACAUCCCUUGUUUUGCGAUCGUUCACGGCAAGAGGAGGAAACCUAUGGUGGUGUGGGAUGCGGAAAGAUUUUUGUUUAUUCAUCUUAGAUUUGUUCCCGAUGUUAAGAGAGUAUGGAAAUGUUUCUUAUGAUUACCAAUCAACAGAGCAGAGGUCUCUGGAGUCCAACGAUAUUCCGGAAGUAACCGUUUUGUCGCCUAACCACAAUCCACUCAGUUCGGUUUGGCCGAAGAUUAAGAAUGUUAAAAAUGUCGAUUCUCGGACUGUUGUGCCUAUCCUAAUAAUUGAUUUACCUGAUUAAGCUGUUUUGUGCGACGAACAUUUUGAUGUUGAAAUCAUCCUUAUUACGUUUAUAUUUAUAGUUUUCUCUAUUCUAAAGGAAACGAAUCAUUAUUGUUAACUUGCUCAGAAUGUGUAAAUAUGGUACCUAUUUUGUUUCGUUCAGUCUAAUAGUAACAUUUAAGUUAAAUCUAA
This is a messenger RNA of Daphnia pulex (common water flea), 1382 nucleotides long. Its product is annotated as transmembrane protein 185B-like. The transcript is spliced from 8 exons. NCBI's taxonomy places the organism in Eukaryota, Metazoa, Arthropoda, Branchiopoda, Diplostraca, Daphniidae. The coding region runs from base 145 to 1209 and encodes 354 amino acids. The record is from RefSeq and is a predicted model, not a curated record.